AUGAUACAUGACCAUAAUGAAGACAGUUCGCAUUUGGAGAAAUCAAUGGAGCUCCGAGCCAUCCACCUACUUCAUAACCAUAAUUUAGAACAUUUGUCUCACAGCAACGCUAUUCAAACAGCUCACUACACAUUUUUAAAUUUUAUCCCUAAAAACAUUUUUGAACAAUUCCAUCAGCUAUGAUGCCUCUGAUACUUAUUUAUUUUAUUGCUUCAGCUAUCUUAUUAUGGUGAAAUCGACAAUAAACUGCUCGUCCUGAUCCCAUUUUGCAUUUUAAUUCUUUCCAGACUUUUGUCAGAUGGGUACUUUGAUAAAAGAAGGCAUGACUUUGACGAUAAGUUAAACAACCGAGAAUAUAGAGUAUUAACCAGCGACGGCGACAUAAAUAAGAAAAGCAAAGAUAUCUGCGUAGGGGACUUGAUUUUGCUCAAGCGAAACGAUAUUGCCCCUUCAGAUAUGAUUAUCCUAUGCACUAGCAAUUACAAACAAAAGUUUCACGUAGACAUGACUGAUAUCACAGGAGAAGCCCAAUUUGAUAUAAAAAAGCCGAUAAAAGAAACGCGUGUGGCUUCUAAUUCAAAUGAUAUUUUGGAGACUGUUAAUGAGCUGUCGAAAUAUUCGGCAACCAUUAAGGUCCCUGAAGACCCUAGCUGUAAAGCGUGUGGAUCAAUUAAGUUGAAAACAAAUCCCAAGUCAAUCGAGCUAAGAGAAAUGAAUUAUAUUAAAAGUGGGGCGAAAAUCCUGGGAAUCGCGUGGAUUUAUGGAACAGUCAUCUAUACUAACUCAGAAUUAAAGCAGCACCAGCACGCCAUAUACUCUUCAUCGCUUUUUGAAAGAAGCACCAAUAGGGUUGUAUUUUGUAUGAUGCUAUUAACCUUAUUUUUAGUAUUUUUGAGCUCGAUGAUCUGCAUUUAUGACUUUGGAAUGGUGUUUAAUGAUACAGCUCAAAAAUUCACAAUUAAUGCUAUUUUGCUUUUCCAUAGACUUGUUCCUCCGUCUCUUCUAUUAUGCAUCAAAGUUAUUCAAUUUAUUUCAAUUUUGAAAUUUUCGAAAAAAAAUCCUGGAGUGCAGUUUAAUAGCUUAAUCGCUUCUUCGUUAGCGAAAAAAUGCUUUUGCUUGCUCGUUGAGGUGGUGAAAUAUUAUUUAUUUUUUUUUUAAGUUUAAUUUACUAGUUUAGAAUACAAAAUUUUAGAUUUAAUAAAAUUAGAAGAAACUCACUAUAAUAAUCAUUAUUGCAUAUAAAAAUUUUUAUAUUAAAAAAAAUUUUUUGUUCAAUUAGAGGGUUGAUUUUCCAAAAAAUAGGAUUUUCUCAGCGGCUUGCUCACUUAAAAGAAGGAGUUAGAAUUUUGCGAGGAAUUAGGACAGAUAGAAUAUAUUUUAACAGACAAGACAGGAACACUCACAGCAAACGAUGUCCACAUAUCCAUUUUUGUCUUAGAUGGAGUGACCUAUUUGAGGGAAUCCCCAAAGCAUCAUCAAAAUGAAAACAGCAAAGCCUUAUUAGACUCUAUUAAUUUCAGUACUUUUUCUGACCUAAGAGAUGAAUUGCGAGGCUCAAAGGACGAUUUUUCUUUGUCUUACUAUUUCGUAAUGUGCAUGGCUAUAUGCAAUCAGUCAAAUACAUCAGAAGAAAUGGAUUGCAAUACUUUAUCUAUAGAGGAUGAAGCCAUGAUUGAAGCAAGCUAUGACUUAGGGAUCAGUCUAAAUUCAAGGUCCAAUAAAAUCAUCAAUUUAAGCUGCUUUGAAAGCGAUGUUAUUUUACAGAUAAUGAGCUAUAAAAGCUACUCAGAAAAAUCUCAUAAGUCAAGGAUUAUUGUGAAAGAUUCUUUCAAAAAUGAAAUUAUUUUGUAUGUCAAAGGGACUAAGUCAGAGAUGCUGAAGUCGCUUGUGGUUUCUCCAAACUUUAAGCAUUAUUUAGAAAAUAACGGGUAUGAGAGCAAAUUAAAUGGGAAAAAGUUAUUUUAUUUAGGGUACAGAAUAUUGAAAGAGGAAGAGGUGGAAGAGUUUACAUAUAAGCAUAGAAUAGCUAAGCUCUCACCUAUAAACAGUGAAGGCAAAAUUGAUGACAUUUUUUCUGAUUUGGAAUCUGGGUUAAGUUUUUUAGGGAUCAUUGGGCUUGAAGAUAAAGUUUUUGACGAUACAAAAGAAACAGUCACCACCUUAUCAAAUGCAGGAAUUAAAUUCUGAAUGCUGAGCGGAGACAGUGAAGAAAAUUCCAUCUGCGCAGGCAUUUCUGCAAAAUUGGUCGACCCUGACAUCAAAAUGGUCAAACUAUCAGAAAUUACCUCAGAAAUGGAUUGUAUGCUUGAAAUUGUCAAUCAAAUUAAAACCAAUUUUAUUAAUCUUGACAUCUCAGUUCAAAAUCACAGUAUGGAUAUCAAUCAAGGCUAUCGGAAUUUAGAUGAAAACCUUGCAAGUAGUUCAUAUGAUGAAGAGCCCAAACAGAACAGCAGCAACUCGACUGCUAAAAGUGAAUUGCAGACACAUCGCUUGCACAGAAUUCCAAAAAUUGUGUCACAACUGGCAGGAACUGAAAUAAAGAUACCUAUUUUUAAGCCUUCUGUUCAUGAAUUAAUAGACUUUAAUUUAUGUGUGGAUAGAACGGCUUUGAAUUUUGGACUGAGCUCAGAAGAAAACAGAAAAUAUUUUGCUAUUUUAUUGGCAGCAGCCCGAAGUGUAUGCUUUUAUUCACUCCUGCCAGAAGAUAAAACAAAAAUCGCAAAAUUUUUAAGGCACAAUUUUUCAUAUAGUCCUACAUUUCUUGCAAUCGGAGAAGGACAUAGUGAUUUUGGGAUGAUUCAAGAAGCCCACAUAGGGGUUGGGAUAGUUAAUUCAAGCAUUGCCCAUGCAGGGCAUUUAUCAAUUACUCGAUUUUCACAGCUAAAAGAACUGCUUUUAUUCCAAGGGCGUUGGAAUUAUUUAAAGAUGUCAGGCAUGGUAUUUAUAAUUUUUUUCAAGAAUUUUAUCUUGGUUUUCCUGAUGUUUCUGCAUUGCGUAGUUGGAAAAUCAUACGGUUAUGAGCUGUUUGGAGAAGGGAUGAUAGCUGCUUAUCUUUUAUUUUUCACAAUGAUACCAAAGCUGAUAGUUGGAAUUUUUGAUGAAGAUUUAGAUAGAGAUCAAGUAGAAAAAUACCCACAAGUGUACAGUAUUUACAUGAAAAAUGCGCUGCUAUCGUUGUGGCAGUUUCUGUAUCUUGUUAUAAUUUCAUUUAUGCAAGCAGUAGUAAUUUAUAUUCCUAUUUUGUAUAUUACUAGCACAGAUAGUGAAGGAACAACAACCAGUUUAGCUAUGAUUGAAUGGCUGCUUUAUUUUAUAGUCACUGGGGUUUCUCUGUUAUUUAUUAUCAAUGAAACUCAAGCUUACAACUGAUGGAUAGUCAUUUCUCACAUUAUCUCGAUAGGAUUUCUGGUUCUUUAUAGCACUCUUGAGUCUUGGUUUAAUGAAAAUGAUAUUUCAGGAGCUCUUGAGGUCUUCAACAAUUCUCCUUUCUAUUAUUUUUAUAUUUUGUGGGCUUUAGGGCUUAAUUAUUUGAUUUUGUAUACAUGGAAAAUUGGUGUCGGAUUAUUUCAGCCCACUUUGGUUGAUUUCGUUAAGGCAAUGAAAAAUUUUGAUUUAUCAGUCAAAAUUAAAUCAAAAUUUGAAAUUUUUCAGCAAAACUUGGAAGCUAUUUAUAAGAAAACGAAAAAUACGAAUCAGCUCAAUGAUACAUUUGAUCUCAAUAAAAUCACAAUGAAAUUUAUAUCAGAAAUGAGAGAAGUGCAAUAUCUUGACGAUAAUAAAGGAAACCGUACAAAAAUAUAUAAGCUUCUAGUCUUUAUGCUUGACAUUUUACUCAUCAACUAUUUAAUAGAAUUGUAUUUCGACGUCAGCAAUAAACGCAACUACCUUUAUUUUAUGAUUAUAAAUAUCUUAAUUUUCGCAGCCAUAAUAUGCAUCAUUUUUUCAAGGUAUUUCCAGACGAGCCAGAAAGCUGUAAUAAUUUCAACACGCGGCUUUUGUGUAGUUAUAUUAAUCCUCUGUACAUUUCUUUACAAUACAACUGACUUUAUUGUCUUUUUAAGCUGACCUCCGCUGUUUGUAAUUGGCACAAGUAUUUUUUGAAUUGAAAUGGUUAUCAUUUCUGCAGCUGGCGCACCUGUAAUGAUAGCCAUCGAAAUCUAUUAUAUAUUUCAAAACGUGCCAAGCUCAAAAGCCUUAAUCCUUUCUCUGCAAUUUUCAGUUCUAUUCAUAUCGAUUUCUCUUUUUUCAUCUUUUGUAGCGUAUUAUUCAGAAAAAUCGAAUAGAAAAAGGUACAUGCUCAUGAAGAAAGUAGAAAUUGAAGUCGAAAAAUCUCAGCACGUCCUCAAUGUUGUCUUACCUGCCUUUGUAAGGAAAAGAGUCAAAGAUGGAUGCAGGUAUAUAGCAGAAGACCAAGGAAUGGUGACUGUCAUUUUUUGUGAAGUUUGUGAUUUCGAAGAAAUAAUUUCAGCUUAUCCUAAUACAGAAAUAUCGUAUUUUAUUGAUGAUAUUUACAAAAAAUUCGAUGCAGUAUGUGAGUCAACUGGAGUCACUAAAAUUGAAACUGUAGGAAAAGUGUAUAUGGCUUGCGCAGGGCUGAAUGAUAGUGAGCAGGAGCUGUCUGCGUCUAUGAGAGCUGUUUCUCACUCAAGGAGAGCUGUGGAAAUGGGCUUAGGAAUUAUAAGUGCUGCAAAAAAGAUAAGACUUAGGAAAGGGAAAGCUUUGCAAGUAAAAAUUGGAAUUCAUACAGGGUCAGUUGUAGCUGGGGUCGUAGGAUUUCAUAAGCCUCAGUUUUCUCUUGUAGGGGAUACUGUAAACACAGCAAGCCGAAUGGCUUCAACUAUUAUUGUGCCCGAUACAAUUCAAAUCUCUGAUGAGACUUACCAGAAUCUCAGUGAUAAAACUGGUUUAUCAUUCAGAACCCAAACAAUUCAAGUCAAAGGCAAAGGAUACAUGAAAACUCAUUAUGUCAAAGUCGGAUUUCAAGAAACACGUUCAGGCCACCACCCUCCUUACCACUUUGCUUCAAUGCCAACCCAUUUAGGAACAACUGAAAACCAUUCUCCCAAAAGAAACACUGAGCCGCCACAUGUUCGGUCUUCAACGAUGAGAAGACAGUCAAUUGUGUUUUCAGAGCUCGAAUUGGAAGAUCCCAACAUGCUUUUCGAACGAAAAGAGUCCAACAUUAUAGAGCCUGUCAAGCUGGUUUCCUGAAGAUUCUUUGAAAAUGAAAAAGAAAAAGCGUUAAGGAUACAAAUGACAGAAAGCAGCUACCCAAUUUAUUUUGCGGGGAUCCUAAUUAUUACAAUUUGCAACUUAUUGCUAAUGGUAUUCAGCUGUUUGUAUGCAGCAUUAGAGCCAGAUGAAGAUAAUUUUUACCUUUAUACAAUCUUUUAUGCAAUCCAAUCCUUGAUUUUUGGUGGACUUUUAGUGUUUCUGAAAAACAAUUUCAAAAAGUACUGAUUUGGGUGGAUUUUACAGUUUUUUUAUUUAGCUGCAAUCAUUUGGAUUGUCUUGCUCAACAUUGAAGCUAAAGAUAUUUAUGAAGAAAUUGUUGUAGAAUCAUACGCACUUUUUAUGAUCUUAGCAUUAAACCAAUGCUCAUGCAGUUUUUUCAAGAAUACUUUUCUUGGAUCCAUAUUGGUGUCUCUCCUUCAUAUUAUUUCCUUAAUUGUAAUUGAUUGAAAUUACCUCCGCUAUCAUAUUGAGUUCACAGUAUUUUUUAUCGCUGUUUCCUUAAUUACAUCAUACCACAGAGAAGACGACUUGCGGAUUUCUUUCGCUUUAGAGCAAUACGCCAACAAAGAGCUCAAAAAAACAGAAAAUUUGCUUACGCAAAUGAUGCCGCCCCAUGUGUAUCGCAAUUUAAAAGAAGAAGUAGCCAACACAGACACUAUUACAGAUGUCACCAUUUUGUAUGCAGAUAUUGCUGGCUUUACUGCAUGGUCAUCAGACCAUAAUGCUAGCGAAGUUAUUGGCAUGCUUUCUGAAGUCUAUACAAGAUUUGACAAAAAAUGUGUGGAAAAUAACGUCUAUAAAGUUCAUACAAUUGGAGAUUGCUAUGUCGCUAUUGGAUUUGUGGGAAACGAAAGCAGAGACCCUGCAAAAGAGUGCCUGAAUGUGAUAAAUUUUGCACAGUCUCUGAAUGCAAUUAUAGAUGAUGUAAAUGACGAGCUAGCAUUGACACUUUCAAUGAGGAUUGGAGUGCAUACUGGAAAAAUCAUAGGAGGGAUUGUCGGAACUAAUAUAGUUAGGUAUGAUAUUUAUGGGGAUGAUGUGCUUGUUGCAAAUAAAAUGGAAAGCAGCGGAGUCCCUGGAUCUAUCAACGUCAGCGAAGUCACAAAGAAUCUGAUUGAAAGCUAUAGGCCAGGAAUGUUCAAUUUUGAACUACACAAAGAGCUUGAAAUCGACACAAUAGGAAGGUCCAUUAAAACUUUUCUAAUAAUUUCAAAUUAUGAAUAA
Messenger RNA from Blepharisma stoltei, 6459 nucleotides. NCBI's taxonomy places the organism in Eukaryota, Ciliophora, Heterotrichea, Heterotrichida, Blepharismidae. The record is from the annotation of a GenBank genome assembly.